AUGGGAAAUGCUCUGGGAGUGUUGAGUUACGCUGGCACCGCUAUUGCCACUCUUCCCGUAAACUUGGCGGGAAAUGGGACCCUAAUCAUCCAAACCGCGACCCUUAAGUUCAAAGAAACCAGCAUCGAUGCAAUACGAGGACUUUUUACGGCAGUAUUAGAAAGCACUCCGAAAGUAGUCCAUCAACUCUCUCCUCGCUUGCUUCUGACUACGGCGGAUAACCUCGUUAGAGCAGUCGUUAAUGCACUCACCUCUCAGGUGGGAAGUCUACCCAUUAUAAAGAAGGACUUAGCCAGCAACGAGAUUAACAAGGCGACAAUUUCUCUAUUAUGGAGGGAUAGCGCUGAGUUAGGAAGAUUCUUGGUUGGGUUACUUGACCCCAUUAAGCGUUAUGCCUUGGCAAACUCAGACACUGGGAUAGCCGAGCCAAACGAGGAACAUGGCACUAACAACGAAUUGGACCUCACCGACCCCAUGAAUCGACAUGCUGUCAUUUGUCAGUUUCAAAGACUUGUACGAUCUGUGGUCCUCAUCCUCAGCCACAUGACACGAAAUCCGUCCCAGGGCAUUGAUAUCACUCAUGAAACGACAUUGCUGAGUGAUCAGACCAACACCACUAUCACAGUACCAUCAUCUACUCCGUCUGGAUGGGCGAUAAAGCAUAAAGAAAAAUGGAUUUUUGUUAAUGGUAUUGCUGGGGAGCUGUACUGGCUGAAGACUGCUUGCAUAAAGAUAGCAACGAAGUAUGAAAGAGAGGUUACGGGUGUGUUCAACAGAGGCGAUGGGAUCCUUUGGGAUCUGCUCGAAUGUGCAGGUGAGAGAAGACUUCAUGGAAGUGAAAGAGCCGCGAGCCAGAGGCAACUCAUCAAGCGAACAGCCAGCAGUAGAAACGCUCAAGAGGCAUUGAAGAAAGAGUUGGAAGAAGCUUUGAGGUUGGCUGAAGAAGAAACAAAAAUUGUGGUCAUAGCCCACUCUCAAGGCUGUCUUUUGCUACAGUUGUCUCUUGAAGACAUAUUGGUCGGCCGAACAGCCCUCCUCUCUGACUCCACACCAACAAGCCAGGAGACUUAUGCUUCGGCUAGGAAGAAGAUGCGUAAGCAUCUUUACGUCUUCACAUUUGGUAAUCCAAGUGUGGACUGGAGGCUUGAGACGAGCGACCAAGAUUGCAUUUCCCAAAGUUCAUACGAUGACUUUCGAGGUGAAGAGGACAUCGCACAUCUAAGCAGCUAUGUUCACUGCACCGAACACUUCGCGAACGAGAAAGACUUUGUUGCGAAACUUGGAGUACUGAAUCCUAAUCGGGAUGCAAAUAGCGGGUACUCGAACAUUUUCAUCAACAACCGACCUACAUGGAUCGGCCAUCUAUUCGGAACUCAGUACAGCCUCAACAAGGACCAUUACCAACCGAAUAGCCAAACUUCUCGCUUGCUUGAAUGUCUUCCUGGCCAGUCUAUUUCUGAUUAG
Alternaria atra is the source of this 1464-nucleotide messenger RNA. RefSeq lists its product as uncharacterized. The coding region runs from base 1 to 1464 and encodes 487 amino acids. Lineage: Eukaryota; Fungi; Ascomycota; Dothideomycetes; Pleosporales; Pleosporaceae. The transcript has a single exon. The record is from RefSeq and is a predicted model, not a curated record.